This is a messenger RNA of Peronospora matthiolae, 900 nucleotides long. The record is from the annotation of a GenBank genome assembly. NCBI's taxonomy places the organism in Eukaryota, Oomycota, Peronosporomycetes, Peronosporales, Peronosporaceae.
AUGGACGCCUCCUCCCUCCGCAUCUCCAAGUUCGAUGGAACUAACUUCCACGCCUGGAAGUUCAAGAUGCAGAUGGUGCUGGAGGAACGGGACCUAUGGGAGGUCGUCAGCGGUGAGAUCAAGGCGGAACAGUGCGAGACUCAGUUGGACCAAGCGACGUACAAGAGGAAGUCAAGAAAGGCGAUGGCAGUGAUCUGUCUAGCCAUGGAAGAUUCCCAGCUACCGUUGGUCUGGUCGGCAAGUGGUGCAUGCGACGCAUGGUCAAGGUUGGAAGACCACUUCGAGAAGAAGAGUCUUGCCAACAAGCUGUUCUUGCGCCGUCGCUUCUUCACGACAAUGAUGGAAGAAGGCGACGAUGUGCUCGAACACAUCAACAAGCUCAAGACGCUGGCGGAACAGCUAGAAGCGGUGGGGGCUCCAGUCUGCGAGGACGAUCUGGUGAUCACACUCCUCGGCAGCCUGAGUGACUCGUAUCAAUUCUUGAUCACAGCUUUGGAGUCGCGCUCAGACACUCUUAGCUGGGAGCUCGUGACGUCUCGAUUGCUUCAUGAAGAAAUGAAGCGGAAGGAGCAAGGAAGUAAAGGUGAUGAAGCUUCGCAAGGUCAAGCGUUCAUCACAAGGGACAAUCAGCGCAAAGGGCGACCAGUGAAGAAGUCCUGGCCGUGCCACAAUUGCGGAAAGAUUGGUCACUGGAUGGCGGAGUGCCCCUCGCGCAUCCAAGAAAACACGGAGAGACACCGGCCACAGCGUGCUCAAGACAGCGGCGACCGCUAUCGAUCACAACGUGCAAACGUCGCUCAAGAAGAAGACUCGGGCGACUACCUCUUUCGAUCGGUGAAACGACAUCUGCGAAAUCGAGCGACAUCUGGCUGGUCGACUCCGGGGCGACGCAGCACAUGA